Molecule: messenger RNA, 1479 nt
Organism: Coffea eugenioides
Lineage: Eukaryota; Viridiplantae; Streptophyta; Magnoliopsida; Gentianales; Rubiaceae
Product: zinc finger protein 4-like
Exons: 2
Coding region: 314-1099 (261 amino acids)
Biological process (GO): negative regulation of abscisic acid-activated signaling pathway
Source: RefSeq, a predicted model, not a curated record
AUAAUAAAACAUCAAACUCCAUCCCUCUCUUUCCCUCUCUCUCCAACCAUUCAUUUCUUUUUUUCUUCAUUCCAUUUCUCUCAAGUGGGGCUUUAAUAACUAUUUGUUUCAGAACCACAAGAAGACCACACCCUUUGCUUUGUCCUUAAAUGGUGUUCAACUAGAAUUGAGCUCAUCAAUCAGAAAUCUGCUUCAUACUACUUGUACCUGACCAUGAGAUCAAUAGGGCAUAUAUGGCAACAUUGACUAUUAUGUUUCAAUCUGGUGAUCAGAAAUUCAGAGUAUAGAUUUUGCUCCAAAUAGCUUCCUCAUCAUGGAACAUCUGAAGUUUGAUCUUGAAAAGGAGGCCUCUUAUGAAAACAGUUCUGAUAUUAGCAGCCAGGUAGCAUCCAACAUAUCAGUGAAAGAACACUUCAUGGAUCCCCGCAAGAGCAUUUUGUCAGAAUCUUCUCAACUUACAGAUGUGACAACUCAACUAAGUUCAGAAUAUUUAUUACUCGACUUAUCUCUCAACUUCAAAUCAAGUACCAAUGAAUUAGCUUGCCAGGAAUCAAAAGGAUUUUCAGUUUCCAGCACAAGUGAAAGUAGCAAUGAACCCGCAAACCAAACCAAAGUGGCUGCCACCCCACGAGUUUUUCCAUGCAACUUCUGCCAAAGAAAAUUCUACAGCUCACAGGCACUUGGUGGUCACCAAAAUGCACAUAAGAGAGAGAGGACAUUGGCAAAACGAGCAAUGAGAAUGGGAAUAUUCUCAGAUAGAUAUGCCAGCUUGGCAUCCCUGCCUUUGCAUGGAUCUUCAUUCAGGUCCUUAGGAAUAAAAGCACAUUCUUCAGUUCACCACGGCUUUGCAAUAGCUGGAGCAGGAAGGUUACCUGAUUUUGGAACCAGUGCACGAUUUGAACAGCCAUACAUGGCUCAGCCUAUAUACAUGGAGGAUGAUCCAGAGCUGUUGUGGCCUGGUAGUUUUCGACAGGUAGCUGAUCCUGGAAACUCUCCUCAAAGUUUUAUAGUAACUGGAAGUUCAGGCCUGGAUUUUGCAGAGCUCAAUCCACCACUGGAAGAGGAUCAUUUUGCACCUGAUCUCACUCUUAGACUUUGAAAAGUGUGCAUGACAGCAAAUGGCUUUAUUGCUUUGCUAUUUUCAGUUUUUCUGUACAGUGAGACAUAAAUUGGCAAAGCCGCAAGUUCUGGAGUAGAGCUUUUAUUAGCCACUUUUGGCUUGGUGAUCAUUUGUUUCAUGAUUUUCAGCAUACAGGAUUAUUCAGAUUGAUGAUCUGCAGCUACUGUUUCUGCAGUUAGACCUUUUACCAGGGCCUCAAGAUCACGACUGAUAUGCCAUCCAGUGAUCAGAUUGAUGUAUUGAACUACUGUUAGAUUUCUUUCUCUUCUUUUUGUCCUUAACUUAUGGUUAACAACUUGAUGUAAUUUGGGUGGACAGUGUCAAGAGUUUGUACCGAUAAUCUAGUAGUAUUUAGAUUA